Calidris pugnax (ruff) is the source of this 7505-nucleotide messenger RNA. RefSeq names its product F-box protein 41 (gene FBXO41). Gene Ontology annotation, molecular function: protein binding. Lineage: Eukaryota; Metazoa; Chordata; Aves; Charadriiformes; Scolopacidae. The record is from RefSeq and is a predicted model, not a curated record. Bases 977 to 3382 code for a protein of 801 amino acids. The transcript has 12 exons.
CCGUGGUGACCUCCUAGGAUGGAUUUUUGCUGGCUUAUCCCAUUUGAUAAGGAUGGGGGGUUUCCCCCAAAGUCUUGGAGGCAUUUGUGAGGAUGGGAUAAGCCAGGUCCCCACAGGCACCCUCAUUUGCCUGGGUGUGGGAAGCCACCAGGACAGCAUAGCAUGGGGGUCCCACCACCCUGGAGGGGAUCAGCAACAACACCUGAUGGCUGCGGUGAGGGACUGGAGAAGUAAUUAAUCCUGCUGUGAGGCUGCACAGGCUGAUCUAGCAGGACUGGGUCACCUGUUGUUCAGAGGAGGUGGCUCCCAGCGCUCGGGCUCCAAUGUCAGACACAGGGAUGAGUCCCAGAGCAUUGCAGGGGCUCGUUGCACGGUUGUUGGGCAAGAAAGCACAGGGUUCACCCCUCUGUGGCAAGCUCAAGGUGGGCGGUGACGGAUUUCCCAUGGGUUGUCCACUUUCCUGACGGUUGUACUCCUCCCAAAUGGUUGUGAACCUUCCCAGUGGUUGUGCACAUUCCCAAGGAGUGGGGGACCUUCCCAACAGUUAUGGAACUUCCCAGGGAUUGCACACCAUUCCAAGAGUUAUGCACCUUUCCAAGGGUUGUGGAUCUUCCCGAGGGUUGUGGACUGUCCCAUUGUGCACCCUCCCAAGGGUUGUGCAUGAGCAAGAGGAACACGGGAGGGGAGGAUGGAGUCAGACAGCAGAUCAAGAAGAAAGGCAAGGAGGGACUUCUGAGGACGUAUCACUAACCCCCCUAUCUCUUCCAGCGCCUGGCACCAGCCGAUGCUGACAUCCCUCCCCAGAUUCACCGUACCCUCCACUCCCAUCCCAGGGCUCCCACCCCGCCAUGCCCCAGCAGAGCUGCAGCCCCUCCACCUGGGGCUCCCCAACCCAUCCCAUGUGCCACCAGUCAAUCCGUCCUGCGCCAUGAGCGGGGCUGUGCGGUUCCCCUGCGUCAGGGUGCAUAGCUGAGGGAUGGCCUCGCUGGACCUGCCCUACCGGUGUCCGCGGUGCGGGGAGCACAAGCGCUUCCGCAGCCUCUCCUCGCUGCGGGCGCACCUGGAGUACAACCACACCUAUGAGACCCUCUACGUCCUCUCCAAGACCAACAGCAUCUGCGAUGCUGCCGUGUUCCCCCUGGCCGCCGACGGGGCCCUGCUGACACCGGCCGCCCGGCGGGACUACUUCGAGAGCACCUCCUUCCAAGGCAAGGACCAGCGCUUCUCCUGUGACCUCGUCCCUGCUGAGGAGCUGGAGCCAGCCUCCUCCUCCUCCCCCUCUCCCCGCUAUGUCCACGAGAUCGAGAUCCCUCUGACGGAGAUCUUCACCCGGGGCAAAGCUGUGGCACCAGCCCCCACGCCACCAGCCACUAUGGACGCUGCCUACGAGGAAGGCUUGGCUCGCCUGAAGAUCCGUGCCUUUGAGAAGCUAGAGGUGGACAAGCGUCUGGAGAAGCUGACGGAGGAGGUGGAGCAGAAGAUCGCCUCACAGGUGGGCCGGCUCCAGGUGGAGCUGGACCGCAAGAGCUCAGAGCUGGAGAAGGCCAAGCAGGAGAGCCUGCGGCUCAGUCGGGAGAAGCAGGAACUGGAGGACCGGGCAUCUGAACUGUCCCGCCAGGUGGAUGUCAGCGUGGAGAUGCUGGCCUCCCUCAAGCAGGACCUGGUGCAGAAGGAGCAGGAACUCACCCGCAAGCAACAGGAGGUGCUGCAAAUCGACCAGUUCCUGAAGGAGACGGCUGCCCGCGAGGCCAACGCCAAGGUCCGCCUCCAGCACUUCAUCGAGGAGCUGCUGGACCGGGCAGACCGGGCUGAGAAGCAGCUCCAGAUCAUCAGCAGCAGCUGUGGCACCACCCCAAAUGGCAGCCUGGGACGCUGUGGCACGCCGGGGGCCAAGGCCGCCAUCCGACCGGUACCUCCGCGGGCACAGCGAGACCGGCACCCGGGGCCAGGGGUGGCUGUGCACGGUCCCUACGGCGUGUCCAACCAGCGCUCCUCCUCCAGCACUGGUGCCUCCAGCCGGGCGAAGGCGGUGUCGCAGAGCUCGGGCUGCUACGACAGCGACAGCGCGGAGCCGUGUCCCACCGACGACACCGCCGACGGACACCCCUACCCAGCGCGGGACGGCGCCCGGGGCUCGGGGCUGCGCCGGCAGGCCAUCCAAAACUGGCACCGCCGGCCCUACCGCAACAGCACCGAGGGCGAGGAGGGGGACGUCUCCGACGUGGGCUCCCGCACCACCGAGUCGGAGGCCGAGGGCUGGGAGCCGGAGGCACCCGGAUCAGCCGCAUCCCGACCCACCGGCAGCUGCCGCCUGACGGCCAGGACCGAGGGGGCUGGGGGCAAGGCGGGCCGGCUGGAGAGGGGCAGCCCAGGCCACUCCAGCGAGGUGAUCAGCCCGGAGAUUCUCAAGAUGCGGGCAGCUCUCUUCUGCAUCUUCACUUACCUGGACACCAAGACCCUGCUGCGGGCAGCCGAGGUGUGCAAGGACUGGAAGUUCGUGGCCCGACACCCAGCCGUGUGGACGCGGGUGCUGCUGGAGAAUGCCAGGGUGUCCUCCAAGUUCUUGGCCAUGCUGUCUCAGUGGUGCACCCAGAUGCACUCCCUCACCCUCCAAAACCUCAAGCCACGCCAGCGGGGGAAGAAGGAGAGCAAAGAGGACUACAUGAAGAGCACACGGGGCUGUCUGGAAGCUGGGCUGGAGUCUCUGCUGCAGGCGACGGGCAGCAACCUUCUCAUCCUCCGCAUCUCGCACUGCCCCAACGUGCUGACGGACCGCUCGCUCUGGCUGGCCAGCUGCCACUGCCGGGCCCUGCAGGCUGUCACCUACCGGAGCUCCACAGACCCCGUGGGUCAUGAAGUCAUCUGGGCCCUCGGAGCAGGUUGCAGGGACAUCAUCUCCCUCCAGGUUGCACCUCUGCAUCCAUGCCAGCAGCCAACACGUUUCAGCAACCGCUGCCUUCAGAUGAUCGGCCGGUGCUGGCCACACCUGCGGGCGCUGGGCAUUGGAGGGGCAGGCUGCGGUGUCCAGGGACUGGCAUCCUUAGCCCGAAACUGCAUGCGGCUUCAGGUCUUGGAGCUGGAUCACGUGGCAGAGAUCAAUCAGGAGGUUGCAGCAGAGAUGUGUCGAGAGGGGCUGAAGGGGCUGGAGAUGCUAGUACUGACCUCCACGCCGGUCACCCCCAAAGCCCUGCUGCACUUCAACAGCGUGUGCCGGAACCUGAAGUCCAUCGUUGUGCAGGUGGGCAUUGUGGACUACUUCAAGGAGCCCCACAGCCCUGAAGCCAAGAAGAUGUUUGAAGAAAUGGUGAACAAACUCCAGGCCCUGAGGAAGAGACCCGGCUUCUCCAAGAUUUUACACAUCAAAGUGGAAGGAGGCUGUUAGACCUUCAGGGAACCACAAAGCACAUUCCCUCUUCAGCCCGGCACAGCCAGAGGCCCCAUGAAACCAAACCCACUGUCUGCCGCUCAUCCGUUGCUGGACCUGGAGCACGGAGAUGCCGGCCCAUGCACAAAAAACCCAAACUCUUGCAGGCCUUAGUGACUGGCAGCCGGUGCUCAUCCCCGGGGCCAGCUCGCAGGCGAGAAGGUGCUACUUAAGGAAAUUUUUUGGCUGCCACAAGAGGCAGAGCUACACUCUUUCCCAGGAGGGAAGAUGGCUUCGAAACCCCUGCGGCUGCUCGUUGCCAAGGAUCCUUGUUUGGGGAAUGUCUUUUUCUUUGAACUCUCUUUCUGAUGGUUUUUUUUUUUCGGCCGUUCAAAGGUGUGGGAACUGAGGAUGGAUCAUUCUGUCCCCAUGAGCUCUUUGCAGAGCGCUGGGCUUGGUGCCACUGCAUCACGGCUGGACUGUCCCCAUUCUCUCUGUGGGCUGGUGGAGCUGGGGUGGGAAGGGGGCAUUCCUGCAGAGGAAAUAGUGCCCAGCAUUCCUGCAGGGUUUCUGCUAGUUCUCAUUUCAUUUGUUUAACAUCAGGGCACCCAAAACUAGGGAAAUACUGCCCAGAAACCAGCAGCCAUGACAGCACAAGCCUGGAUGGCAGAGCUGUAUCUCGGGGGCUGUAGGAGCCAGAGGACACCAGAAGAAAUGGUCACUCUUCCAGAGGCCUCCAGCCUCACCUCCUCUCCACCCAGGCCCUCCCUGCCAAGGCAAUAAACCAUCUCCAAAUCCUCAUCCACCAGGAAACACAGGUCACGCUUCUGUCCCCACCAACAUCCACCAGCCACUCAGACUCCCUCCAGAGUGAGUUGCCCAUGUGGAGAGAGGGACUGGCAUGGGACACCCACGUUUACCAUCUCAUUGCCUUCCCAGGCAGCCUGAAGGAGAAAUCCUGGCCAAAUUGUCCUGAAAUCCAAAGCUGCUGGUGAAAACACCAACUCAACUGCCCUAGUAGAUCCCUUAUCUAUGGCCACAGCUAUUUGGUUUUUUUAAUUCUGCUUUUUUCUUCUGGCUGUUUUCUGCCUGCAAGGACGUCAUCGCCUCCAAAAUACCCUUUUUCCAAAUGAAAAAGCUUUUGAAAGGCAUCUGGCAGGAUCAGGCGUCUCCAUCCUCCAGCCUAAGGAGAAGGUGCCAGGAGGUGCCCACACCAUGGGGCACACACAUCACAGCACUGCCAGCAGCAGGGACACACUGGCCUUAACCACAGCCCCCUACCACCCUGAGCCCCAGCCAGACGUGCUUGGACCUGACAUGCUGAGCUGAGGGAAGCCAACUGGGAAAAGCAGAUUUUGUGAGUUUGUCCUCUCCUUUGGGCCAUCGUUGGAGGUUUCACUGUCUGUUGGCUGGCAUGGCUGCAAGGAGACAGCCCUUCCUUGGGCAUCUCCCCUUCCUCCAGCCCUCCUGGGGUGACUUCCCCAGGAGGAAGAAGGCUACAGACCCAUCCUGGUACUACAUUCCUCAUCCACGUCACAAGAGCUGCAGACCUCAGCCGGGGGCUCCCAGCAUGCUGACAGCCCAGGAGACCCCGAUAGAAAACAAAAUCUGUUCCAAAUCACUGAAGCUGGUAGUGGGCUAGAGGCAGCUCCUGAGUCUCCAACUCCAGAAAGCACCUCAGGAGAUCAUUUCAUCCACGCCUUGUCCUGUCCUGCUGUCUCCUCUGAAACGGGGAAGGGUUUAUUGGCCAUAACCCCCCAUUUGAAGCACCUCUGUUCUCCGGCUGACUAAGCUUUCCAGGAGAAGGCUGUUCCAUGUAUGCACAAAUUAUGGGAGCCCAAAAGAACACCUGCAAGAAACUACUGCAUCCCACCAUGCCCCCGUGGGCAGCAUUGGAUGAGCUCCCCGGCACUGGGGAUGAGCUCACUGCCAUGCCCACCAUCCCGGGGAGGCUGGGACACGCGUAACCCAGGGGCAAGAGGAGCAAAGGAUGCCCCAACCAGCAAAAAACCCACCCAGCAAAGCUAAAACCCCCCGAGUUUUAGCCAUCCCACACGCAUGGUCCCAGUGGAGAAGUCACCAUUUGAAACGGCGCAGAGACUUGCAAAAUUCCCUUAAAAAUAAAACAAAGUAAGUAUUUAUUUCUAUAAAGAAAAGAAGGAAAAAAAAAAAAGAUUUUAAAGGAAAAUUAUAUACUCAGCAUGUUUAUACACUCUAUGCUUAAAGACUAUCAUGUUGGAGAGUCAUGUCUGAAGACUGAAGGUGGCUGCUCCGGGUUUCCUGCUAACCCAGGCCCAGCCACUCACCCGGCUCAUCUGGGUCAUGGGGAAGGUGAAGAUGGGGUGAUGGAAAGCAGGGGGAGAAGCUGAGGACUCUUGGAGAAACCUUCUAUGCUCACCAGUGAGGCCAGCACGGCUGCUGGUGCCAUCAGUGGCUGUGUCUGCUGGUGGCCAUGGUGGCGUGGAGUGUGGGUAGGUGUGUGACGUCCCUGUUCCCCACUGCCGCGAGGGUUUUGUAAGUCAUGGCAGAAGAACCUCACCCAAAUUUGGUGCUUCAAUGUAUCUUCAAGACCAGAGUAAACCAUCUGCCUCCCCUUGGGACAUUCCCAAAAAGUCCAGCUUCUGGCUUAGCAAAGCCAUGUUUUUACAAAAAUCCUGCGAUGACACAAGACCUUGAGCAGUUUCAAGGAUUGGAAGAUGGAAAGGAGGGUCUUUUACCCAUUUUUCUUGAUGCCUAGGCUUGGAUGAGUCCCUUCCUCCAUCUCCUCCUCAGCUGAAGAUGAAGGUGGCUGGCACAGGCUUAGUGGUAAUGAGACCCCUGUGUCUCCCUGUCCCUCCUGGUAGCUCCUAAUUGCCCAGAUUGUUAAUGGCAACGAGCUCAUUAACAGCUCCGUAUCUCUUCCGCUGAAAUGUCAUAUUGAUUUCCCUGCUGCUUUCCCUCUCCAUUCCACCGGUGCGUGGCCCUGUUGGGUCCCCCACAAAUCCCCAUCGCCGACCCCCAUCCCUACGGGAUGCUCGGGUGGCGCUGCUCAUGGCUGUAGGAUUCACCACAUCAACCACAGCUUUUCAACCCCAUUUCUUCUGGAAAUGGUGGAGAUGCACAGAAAUACCAAAUCCUCUGGGAAAGCCUUGAAACCACGCGGUGUAUUUGGGUGCUGAUUGAUAGAGAAGGGACAGCUGCAGUAUGAGCUCAGCCCCAUACUAGACCCUAGAGAAGCCCCAGAGGGGCUCUGCGAUGACAAUCCCCAGCAAAAGCCAGGGCACAGCCACCCAACCCAGGUCAAGCAUCCACAGUGAGCAGCUUUCGGUUGGGGUCAUGGUGAUGGUCAGGACUGGCAGGGGCUGGAUGGAUGGUGCUGCCAGUUCCUGCCAGGUUUGGUGCCUGCAGGACAAGUUUUGGGGGCAUUUCUUCCUUUUCUAGUGAGUUAGCCCAAAGUUUCCUUGUGGCCAACACUCGCGACAUUCCGUGUCUCUCGAAUUUGGAUGCUGGUCAGGGAUCUCAAGAGGAACAACACCAGCAAAGUCAGCUUGGGGGCUAAAGUUAUCCAUGUUUUUCUGUCUCGCCUCAUGUGUUGGAUUUUGCUCAUCAUCCACAGCUGCGAGUCCCCAGGAGCUAGGAAUGCUCUGGGGACCGGCUGUCUCCUGCCUUCAUCCCUCUGCCCCCAGCUUGGGGGUGUCCAGGGGUGUGAGGUCUCUAGAAAAAGGGGGAACGCCCCCAGUUUGGGUCUGUCCAAGGAGGUUUUUAAACCUCUUUAUCAAGCAAAGAAGGCAAGGAAAAAAAAGAUAUGCCACCUCGCACCACAUGUGACAGUCCCAGCUGCCACCACGGCCGGCCCUUGGACAGCUCGUUUGGAUCCUCCAAAAGGCUCCAAAUUUGGCUAAAACAGAACAACAAAAAAAAACCACGAAAAGUGUUGAUAAAGGCCCUUAAUGUAGUUGAACAAUGCUUCCUUCUCAGCUCUUAGAGGAACCCACCCCAGGAGCUGGCGCAUCGCUUCAGCUGAUCGCUUUUGGGUUGAAAACCUGCAGGUUCGGGUGGCAGGAAAGCAUUUGGGAACCGGUGCCAAAUGACAAAAUGCUUUAAAAAAAAAAAAAGAAAAAAGAGAGGGAAAAAAAAAUAAUCAGGGAGCGGGGAGAUUUUA